This is a messenger RNA of Penicillium griseofulvum, 1035 nucleotides long. Its product is annotated as glycosyltransferase family 32 protein. Gene Ontology annotation, biological process: mannosyl-inositol phosphorylceramide biosynthetic process. The coding region runs from base 1 to 1035 and encodes 344 amino acids. The record is from RefSeq and is a predicted model, not a curated record. The transcript is spliced from 3 exons. Lineage: Eukaryota; Fungi; Ascomycota; Eurotiomycetes; Eurotiales; Aspergillaceae. Gene Ontology annotation, molecular function: mannosyltransferase activity.
AUGGCGCGAGGUCGACUUCGAGUGUUUAUCGUGCUUGUUGUGGUACUCAUUAUCGCGUGUCUAUCAGCUCCUUCCAUCCAGAGACUAUACCACCUUUUCCGACUACCGUUCGUGUGGCCCAACUCUUCGGCUCAAGCGAUCAUCUCUGAGCAACGCGACCAUUUCGAUGUGACCUUUUCGUCCUUCCCAGCCAAUUACUCCACAAAAGAUGCGGGCUUGCGGCCGUUGAUUCCAGCGCGACUACAUCAUAUUCACCUAGGUCCAAGUUCUCCGCGUACAGAAUGGGUCGCAGCUAGAGCCGAUUGUCUCAAGCAGCAUGAUUCGUGGAGAGCCUUCCUUUGGGAUGACAACAAUGCGCCACAAUUCGUUGAGGAGAACUACCCUCAUCUCUACGAUAUGUGGAAAAACUAUCCUUUCAUGGUCCAACGUGUUGACGCUCUACGUUAUAUGGUGUUGGAGAAGUACGGAGGCGCUGUUCUUGACUUCGACCUGGCCUGCAAACGUUCCCUUGAGCCUCUCCGUCAGUUCAACUUCGUCGCACCAGCUGCCCACCCCGCAGGCUUUUCGAUUGGGAUGAUGCUUGCCUCACCCAACCACCCCUUCAUCAAAUCCUUGGUCGACAGUCUGCCCAUGUUUAAUCAUGUGUGGCCGCUUCUGUCAUAUGUGACAAUCAUGUUCAGCACUGGCUGCCACUAUGCCUCGACCGUGUACACCCUACAGGAAAACCGAUCGGAUCUUCGCAUUCUCUCUGGGCCUCACGAUAACCCAAACAUGCACAUGUUGAACGGAUUUGUUGAUACUCCCCUCUUCCGACAUCUUGGCUCCUCCUCGUGGCACACCAAAGACGCCCGUUUGAUCCUCAUGCUCAAGGAUAUCGAGCCGAAGGUUAUCUUACUCAUCGCUGUGAUUGCCACUGGAAUGUUGCUCUCAUUGGUCUGGUGCUGCCGUUUGGCGCGGCGUCGUUUGUCGUCACGACAAGACGUCGAAUCUGACUCAAGAAGCCCUUCCCCAAAGCCUUCGCAUAAGCAUGUGUAG